Messenger RNA from Helianthus annuus (common sunflower), 2823 nucleotides. Its product is annotated as protein PHOX1. The transcript has 4 exons. Bases 179 to 2374 code for a protein of 731 amino acids. NCBI's taxonomy places the organism in Eukaryota, Viridiplantae, Streptophyta, Magnoliopsida, Asterales, Asteraceae. Gene Ontology annotation, molecular function: protein binding. The record is from RefSeq and is a predicted model, not a curated record.
ACUCUUUCUGGUCAUACAUACCCUAUUUCUUCUCUAAAACAUUCUUCCCCCAAAAACCGCCAUCAAUUAGGGUUUCGCUCCAUAUAUAAACAAAUUCAGUUAGUUGUUAUACACAAAUCAUCACUCUUAUAGAUUUGUUGAUCAAAACGGUUAAUAGUUAUAGUUAUUUGGAGUAGAAAUGGGGAAACCUACUGGUAAGAAGAAGUUGGAGCCUGUGGUUGAGAAACUUACGAAACCGAAUAAAGCGGAAAGAAGUUCGAAACAUGUCGAUGAGGACACUGCUGUCUUUAUUCAGAUGUCACAGGAGUUGAAGGAGGAAGGAAACAGGUUGUUUCAAAAGCGCGAUAACGAGGGGGCCAUGUUGAAGUAUGAGAAGGCGCUUAAGCUGUUACCAGGGAAUCAUAUAGAUGUUGCGUCGUUGCGAAGUAAUAUGGCGGGGUGUUAUAUGCAGAUGGGGAUUGGGGAGUACCCGAGGGCGAUACAUGAGUGUAAUUUGGCGCUUGAGGUUGCUCCUAAGUAUAGUAAGGCCCUGUUGAAGAGGGCGAGAUGUUAUGAGGCGUUGGGUAAGUUGGAAUGGGCGUGGAGAGAUGUGAGGAGUGUGUUGAGUAUGGAGCCGGGUAAUGUGACGGCGUUGGAGAUUGAGGAGUCGGUGAAGAAGGCGAUUGAAGGGAAGGGUUUGAAAGUUGAGGAGAUUGAAGCUGCUUUGCCGCCUGACGAGCCUUCUCCGUUGAAGGCGGUCAAAGCUGUGAAAGAGAAGACUAAGAAGAGGAAGAAUAAUAGGGUUGAGAAAAAGGGUGUUGAAAAAGUCAACCUAAGUAGGGUUGAAACUGAACAAGUCAAAGAGAAAAAGGUUGAAGAGAGUAAGGACGUAAAGGUUGACAAAGUGAAGGACAACAAGGUUAAGAGAGUUAAGGACAAGAGGGUUGGUAAAAAAACAGAGGAUAAAGUUGUCGUUGAGGAUAAAAAUAGCAUCAAAGAAGAAACAGUUGCCACGAGGCCGGUGAAAUUGGUGAUUAAUGAUGACAUAAGGUUGGCGCAGCUACCGGUUGAUUGCAGUAUUGGUUUAGUGAGGGAGGUAGUAUGGGACCGUUUUCCAGGCUUAGAGGGUGUGCUUAUUAAGUAUAAAGAUCAAGAAGGAGAUUUGAUUACCAUCACAACUACUGCUGAGCUGAGAAUGGCUGAAAGUGCUAGUCAUCCUCAAGGUUCUUUGAGACUAUAUUUGGUAGAAGUUAGUCCAGAUAAAGAACCAUCUUAUGAGGGUUUCACAAGUGACGGUUUUCCGAAAGCCAAUAGCUUAAUAUCUAGUGUUUCAGAGAACGGAAAUGUGGGAAAAGUCCGGGAAGAAGAGAAAGUUACAACAUGCGUAGAGGACUGGAUUGUUCAGUUUGCAAGGCUGUUUAAAGAGCACGUGGGAUUUGAAUCCGAUUCAUAUCUGGAUCUACAUGAUCUAGGAUUGGAGUUGUAUUCAGAAGCAAUUGAAGAAACUGUUACAACCGAAAACGCUCAAAAGCUUUUUGACAUAGCUGGUGGGAAGUUUCAAGAAAUGGCUGCUUUAGGAUUGUUUAAUUUAGGAAAUGUUCAUAUGAACAAAGCGAGAAAAUGGGUGGUGUUUGCAGAAGAUGGAACCAAAGAAUCAAUAGAAGAGCAGGUGAAAAAAGGACGUGAAUGGGCAGAAAAGGAAUAUGUAAAAGCAGGGUUACAAUACGAAGAAGCUUUAAAAAUAAAACCUGAUUUUUAUGAAGGUUUUCUUGCACUUGGGCAGCAACAGUUCGAGCUCGCAAAGCUUUCAUGGUGCUAUGCAGUUGGAACCAAGAAUAACUUAGACUCAGAUCUUUCUGCACAAGUUUUGGAUUUGUAUAAUAAGGCUGAAGAUAGCAUGGAACAUGGGAUGCAGAUUUGGGAAGAAUUGGAGGAACAAAGGUUAAAUGGAUUGAGUUUAUAUGAUAAGUACAGGGACGAUUUGGUAAAUUUGGGGCUGGAAGGGUAUUUAAAAGACGUGCCUGCUGAUGAAGCUGCAGAGCAAGCUGCACAUUUGAAGUCUCAGAUGUACAUUUUAUGGGGUACUUUGCUUUAUGAGCGAUCUGUUGUGGAAUUUAAGAUGGGCCUGUCAGCAUGGGAAGAAUCUUUGGCAGCUUCAGUUGAGAAGUUCGAGCUUGCAGGAGUAUCACCGACAGAUCUAGCAGUAAUAGUAAAGAACCAUUGCUCUAAUGGAACGUCAUCUGAAGGUCUUGGUUUCAAAAUUGAUGAAAUAGUUCAGGCAUGGAAUGACAUGUAUGAUGUUAAGCGGUGGCAGACUGGUGUUCCAUCUUUCAGGCUGGAACCACUGUUCCGGCGUCGGGUCUCAAAACUACAAACUUUCAUGGAACAUCUUUGAAAAUGAUUACGAAAUCCAUCAUCUGAUUUUAUCAUUGCUAGAGCUAUAUAUUUGUCAAGUUUUUAUGUAGAUUGUCGUCUUCAACUUAGUUUUCUUUUUUUCCACCAUUGGAGGUGAAAGAAUAGAAGAGUUUGUCGUUGUUUAUCUGGAGCACGAGGUGUGUUUUGUAUUGGCAAGAAGCCACUUAUUCAUAGUGAUAUCAUUUUUUGGUUUUGGGAGUACCAGAGACUAUACAAAGGUUUUGAUGCAUAGUUUGUUUCAGAUAAAAAGAAAAUGUAGGUGUAAAACAUUCAUUGUUAGGGCAGCUUGUGUUUGCUAAUGGUGAGCAAAUAUGGCUGUAAAGUGUGCACUAUUCAUUGUUUUUAUGAACAUUUGUUGAUUCUCAUAAUAUAUUGAUUGUUUUUGUGAACAUCUAUUGAUUCUCAUGAUAUAUUGAUUGUUUUUGUGAA